UAUGCUGAAUUAAAAUUACCCGGAUUUUCGAAUUUAUAGACCAUAUCGCACGACUUUUCAACCAAAGGAAAAAAAGUUAAACGUAAAAAUUUCCAGAGGUUAAUGAAAAAUUCGAUUCAAUAUCGUUAAAGGAUUAGUGGAUUAGAGGAAUUAUCGUCAUGGUUGGAGUUCUAAGAAGGUCCAUAGUAAGGGCUUAUUCAAGUCAGACAAGUCCAAUAAUAUCGUCAAGUUUAUUAUUGUCAAGAAAUCCUAUAAUUACUGCUGAUUUAAAUCCAUUCGAAGCUCAAUAUUAUAAAUAUCAACUGGAGUUAUGGAGAAGAUUGAUGUGGACUUUCCCUAAAUGGUUUUAUUUUAGAGAAGGUACUUUAGCAGAACAAAGAUUUCGUCAAUUAAAUAAAGAUCCUGUCAGUUAUAACCCUGAUAUUGAAUAUCCUCAAGGUAAACCAGAAAUAAGACAUAGAAGAGAUAGAAGAUUCAAACAAGUUAUAAAUCUUCCAAAGACUUAUAAACAAGUUGGAGAAGAAGGUCAUGAAGAAGAAAGUCUUACCAAGUCUCAUGAUGAUUUAGCUCGUCAAAUCAUUCCUAAUUCACGUGUUACUAAAGCAGAUGAAUCCAAUGAUUUAACUAGUUUAGAAAGAAAAUUGAGUCGUACUUUAUACUUGGUUAUAAAUCAAAAUAAUAAUUGGGUAUUACCAAAUUUUGUUGAGAGUUCAACUGAAGAAAUCAAAGCAUUACAUACAUUAGCCGAAGAUGGAUUAUAUAAGAUUGGAGGGGAAAAGAUUAAUUACUUCAAUGUAUCAAAUACUCCAUGUCAUCUUCGUAUUAAUGAAGUUGAAAAUAAAAAAGAAUUCAUUAUAAAAUCACAUAUAUUAUCAGGUGAAUUCAUACCCCAAGAUGAAUCAUUACAAUAUUUAUGGUUAACUAAAGAAGAAUUGAAAGGAAAAUUAGAUCCUCAAUAUUAUUAUGAAAUUUCUCACUUAUUUAGUGACGUUUAAACAGCAUAGAUUAUGUACAUAUUAUUAUCAUCAUUAUUAUUAUUCAUGUAAAUAGAUUAU
Messenger RNA from Scheffersomyces coipomensis, 1055 nucleotides. Its product is annotated as mitochondrial 54S ribosomal protein mL46. The transcript has a single exon. The coding region runs from base 159 to 995 and encodes 278 amino acids. Gene Ontology annotation, cellular component: mitochondrial large ribosomal subunit. NCBI's taxonomy places the organism in Eukaryota, Fungi, Ascomycota, Pichiomycetes, Serinales, Debaryomycetaceae. The record is from RefSeq and is a predicted model, not a curated record. Gene Ontology annotation, molecular function: structural constituent of ribosome.